CCGACCCCGGAACCGGAAGUGGGAUCGGUCCAUGCGCAGCGAGCGCCCCCCCUCUUGACGUCAGCGUCACACUGCACACAUAGAGAAAACCUUGAGAUAACAUGGAUAACGACAUUGACAUGGCCCAGGAGGCGGUUUUGCUGGGAGAGGUCCAGGGGGACAUUGAGGCUGAGGAAGCUAGCAUUCCAGCCGCGCUAGCAAACCCCAGUGUAACACCAGUGAUAGCAACAGGGAGUACGGCCCGUAGUGCUCUCAGUGAGACUCCUGAGGCGGCCAGGUAUGGUUCAGUAAGUUGGGCAGAGCAGGUGGAGCUUAGUGAGAGGCCCACCAGACGAACGAGACGUGGUAGACGCUCGAGGCGUAAGUCUACUGCCGCCAUGGCAGCGACUCCUUCUGAUGCGACCAUGCCCUCUCCCAACCUUCAGGUAACGGUAGGUACUACUAACAAAGUAGUAGAGCGGCGGGUGGCAGUACCACCACCUCCCCGCCGCGUCGCCAUGACUGUGGUAGGUAUGCGGGCUCCCUCCCUUCGCGGAUGUCCAGUCCCUGACUGUGGGGGCCGUGAAACAGAGGCCCAUGCAUUUGAGGCCCAUUUGCCGCACAUUUUCCUGGCCAGUCUCUCCGGUCGGGAUGUGGUAAGUAGGCGGACAGGAGCCCUGAAAUUCCUCAUCUCCUCACUGAUGGGGGCCCGAGCCACCCUGGCUCAGUUGGUGCGUUAUGGUGAGGCCCUGGGGUUUCCAGAAGGGAAUGAGGAGGUGAGUUCUCAGUUGGCACUGGCCAUGAAAGAGUUUGGUGCCCUGUUCGGCCAAUCUGAGGGGCCCUUCCAGGUGCUGGCCCACGACAAUGGCCCGCAAGCCCUCCUUCAUUGGAGGUUUCUAUUGAGGGUAGCUGCCCUCCUGGAGAAGAGUCAGCUUCUCCAAUGGCGAGACCUUUUUCCCCUCUCGGAGGAAGAGCGGGCUGCCCAUCUGCCCCGCCUCCCUGAGGGCUUUGAUGCCCAUUUUCACCUUGACCGGACCUCACUUCGGUUGGGGUUGAAGGGCCUGUCCCUUCGACAAGUUGUCCAGGGCAAGGACAAGGAUUCCAUGUAUCCGUUCACCCUCACGGGGGGGACGGCCGUGUUCUGUGAUCCGGACACAUGGCCGGAACCCGAAGAGUUGCCCGCACUCAGAGAAAUGGGGUUAGUGCUGGCAGUGGGGCUCCACCCCAAGAAGGUGGCCAGCAGUGAGCAAUUUCGUCGUCUGGGGACUCUCCUUUCCUCCCCAGAUGUGUCUGCUGUGGGAGAGGUGGGGAUCGAUCACACUGUCCCCCCAGGCGAGUGGGUCGGCCAACGACUCCGCCUAGAAAAGGUGUUAAAAUUGUUAACCCCUGCCAAAAUACUAGUUCUUCACUGCAGAGGUCUGCCAGGAGGUGAGGAUGACGCCCUGUUCUCCCUCCUGAUGCACCUGCAGUGCAUCCCAGUGGGCCGUGACCAGCUGAUACACUUGCACCUCUUCCAGGGGUCUAUGGGGGUCUUGCGGCGGUGGCUUCAGGCCUACCCUAACACUUAUUUUGGGGUAGGGUCCCGCGCGGACUCCCUCCCUGGAAGGAGAGUGGCGGUGGCGGAGCUGCACCGGAGUAGGGUCUUGCUGGAGACCGACUCUCCGCAUUUCCCAUGCAAGCCCAACAGGCAUGGGACUCCAGCAGACCUGGGGUGGACGGGUGCGAUAAUUGCACCUAUCUGGGGCUGCACCUGGCAGGAGGUGCUGGCCAUCACGGCCAGGAACGCCAGGCGGCUGUAUGUGGACGGGCUCCCGCCCGAGUCCACGGGGCAGUAGGGUUUCGCCAGUGACCCCUGCUGAGAAGUGGUGCCACUCAGUGGGGGCUUGCCCAGGGCCCUCUCUGGUCAUGCCAUGUGUCCAGGGUAGGGCGCACCAUGGCAUGCUGGGCUCAGUGUCCAGCAGGCCGAAGACUACAUGUAGGAACACCUUUAUUUAGAAGAGGGGGCAGUGUAGUGGCGCCGACCCCGGAACCGGAAGUGGGAUCGGUCCAUGCGCAGCGAGCGCCCCCCCUCUUGACGUCAGCGUCACACUGCACACAUAGAGAAAACCUUGAGGUAAGCAUAUCUUCCCCGAUCGUGUGUUUAAGUUGCAGAUCGGCAC
Molecule: messenger RNA, 2138 nt
Organism: Lingula anatina
Lineage: Eukaryota; Metazoa; Brachiopoda; Lingulata; Lingulida; Lingulidae
Source: RefSeq, a predicted model, not a curated record